GCGCUACGUCCUUACCCUGGGCGGGAACAGCAAAAUGGCGCCAGAAGUAGUGGCGGGCUGAGGACGCUGGCUCCCCUCGAAGACGGCCCUGCGGUCCCCGGGCCGCCCCGGCCCCUUCCGGACAUGGAGGACGUGGAGGCGCGCUUCGCCCAUCUACUGCAGCCCAUCCGCGACCUCACUAAGAACUGGGAGGUGGACGUGGCGGCCCAGCUGGGAGAAUAUCUAGAGGAGCUGGACCAGAUCUGCAUUUCUUUUGAUGAAGGAAAAACCACCAUGAACUUCAUUGAGGCAGCGCUGCUGAUCCAGGGCUCUGCCUGUGUCUACAGUAAGAAGGUGGAGUACCUGUACUCGCUGGUCUACCAGGCUCUCGAUUUCAUCUCUGGCAAGAAGCGGGCCAAGCAGCUGUCCUCAGUGCGGGAACAGGGGGCGGAUGGGGACGCCAGUUCCGAGGCCCCCCAGGAGGCGGACGACCAGUUCCUGUCGCUAGACGACCUCCCUGACUCCCGUGCUAAUGUGGAUCUGAGGAACGACCUGCCUCCCCGUGAGAUCCUCAUCGUCCCUCUCCUGCCCGUGGCCCUUGUGGCCCCUGAUGAGAUGGAGAAGAAUGUCAGCCCCCUGUACAGCUGUCAGGGGGAGGUCCUGGCCAGCCGGAAGGAUUUCAGGAUGAACACAUGCACCGCCCACCCCAGAGGAGCCUUCAUGUUGGAGCCGGUGGGCAUAUCCCCAACGGAGACACUGCUGCCAAGGAACCAGAAGGAGGCUGAGGGGGCUGAGGAGCAGCCAAUGGAAGUGUGUGUGUGCAGUUCCGUCCCUGCGCUCAGCGCCUCCCAGGAGCCAGGUACCUCUCCGGAAGGCCCGCUGCCUGGAGGUGGUGAUGAGGAGGAGGACGCAGAUGGGGCAGUGGAGCUCCCUGAGCCCAUGGCCCCCGACGUCCCUCCAGAGCCCCAGGAGCCCAGGAGCCCGCAGCAGAGUGCUGCCCAGCCCAGCAGGUGUGUGCUGCGGGAGCGACGGGAGCCUACGUCCCUGCUGAAGGAGACCCCAGACCCCUGGCAGAGCCUGGACCCCUUUGACUCUCUGGACGCCAAGCCCUUCAAGAAAGGUAGGCCCUACUCCGUGCCCCCCUGUGUGGAGGAGGUUCCAGGACAGAAGCGCAAGAGGAAGGGUGUCGCCAAGCUGCAGGACUUCCACCAGUGGUACCUGGCUGCUUAUGCCGAGCACGCUGACAGCAGGAGGCCCCGGCGAAAGGGCCCGUCCUUUGCAGACAUGGAAGUCCUGUACUGGAAGCACGUGAAGGAGCAGCUGGAGACCCUCCGGAGGCUGCAGAGGAGGGAGAUGGCGGAGCAGUGGCUGCCGAGGCCUGAGGAGGGGCUGUGGCCUGUGGAAGAGGACCGCCUGGAGGAUUCCCUGGAGGAUCUGGGGGCGGCAGGUGGGAGCCUACUGGGAUGGGCCAGGGCGGGGGCUCAGCAUCCGCUGCCAGCCAACCUGCCUCCUCCUGGGCUUCUCUGUCUGCCAACAGAUGACUUUCUAGAGCCUGAGGAGUACGCAGAGCCUCAGGAGGCAAAGCCUGGGGAAGCCGCAGACCUGGAAGCAGAGGCCGUGCCGGCAUCCCUGAGCUAUGAGGAGCUGGUCCGCAGGAAUGUGGAGCUCUUCAUCGCCACGUCUCAGAAGUUUGUGCAGGAGACGGAGCUGAGUGAGCGCAUCAGGCACUGGGAGGACACCAUCCAGCCGCUGCUCCAGGAGCAGGAACAGCACGUGCCCUUUGACAUCCACACCUAUGGGGACCAGGUGGUCUCAAGGUUCAGCCAGCUCAACCAGUGGUGUCCCUUUGCGGAGCUAGUAGCUGGCCAACCUGCCUUCGAGGUGUGUCGCUCCAUGUUGGCCUCCCUGCAGCUGGCCAACGACCACACAGUGGAGAUCACCCAGCAGCCGGGGCUGGAGGCAGCUGUGGACACCAUGUCCCUGAGACUACUCACCCACCAGCGGGCCCACAAGCGCUUCCAGACUUACGCUGCCCCCUCCAUGGCCCAGCCUUGAGUGGGGAGCAUUGACGCUGACGGGUGGGCUCUGGAGCUCCGUCCCCCGUGGGUGCCGGGCAUCGCGUCUGCUCGCGCGACCCUUGUUUCCUGGCUGGCCCAGCCCAAUAAAAUGGUGUUGCCAUCCCA
Leopardus geoffroyi (Geoffroy's cat) is the source of this 2162-nucleotide messenger RNA. RefSeq names its product non-SMC condensin II complex subunit H2 (gene NCAPH2). Lineage: Eukaryota; Metazoa; Chordata; Mammalia; Carnivora; Felidae. The record is from RefSeq and is a predicted model, not a curated record. Gene Ontology annotation, cellular component: nucleus; condensin complex. Gene Ontology annotation, molecular function: chromatin binding. Gene Ontology annotation, biological process: meiotic chromosome condensation; mitotic sister chromatid separation. The transcript has 19 exons. The coding region runs from base 124 to 2034 and encodes 636 amino acids.